Messenger RNA from Dothidotthia symphoricarpi CBS 119687, 1338 nucleotides. Its product is annotated as adenine nucleotide alpha hydrolases-like protein. Gene Ontology annotation, molecular function: tRNA binding. The record is from RefSeq and is a predicted model, not a curated record. Bases 1 to 1338 code for a protein of 445 amino acids. NCBI's taxonomy places the organism in Eukaryota, Fungi, Ascomycota, Dothideomycetes, Pleosporales, Dothidotthiaceae. The transcript is spliced from 2 exons. Gene Ontology annotation, cellular component: mitochondrion; cytosolic tRNA wobble base thiouridylase complex. Gene Ontology annotation, biological process: tRNA wobble position uridine thiolation.
AUGGCACCCACGCCCUGCGCCCUGUGCAAGACCAACCGCGCCCUCAUCCUCCGUCCAAAAGACCACUCCAAACUCUGCAAAACGUGCUUUAUUCGCGUCUUCGAAACCGAAACCCACCACACCAUCACCUCGAAUGCGCUUUUCCACCGUGGCGAAAGAGUCGCCAUCGGGGCCUCUGGUGGAAAAGACAGCACCGUCCUCGCAUCCGUCCUCAAAACUCUGAACGAGCGCUACGACUAUGGGCUGGAUCUGAUAUUACUGAGUAUUGAUGAGGGUAUCAAAGGGUACAGAGAUGAUAGUCUGGAGACGGUCAAGAGGAAUGCGGAACAGUACGGCAUGGACCUGACGAUUCUGGGGUACAGUGAGCUGUAUGGGUGGACUAUGGAUCAGGUUGUCGAACAGGUGGGGAAGAAGGGGAACUGCACCUACUGUGGCGUAUUCAGAAGGCAGGCGCUGGACCGUGGCGCGGCGAGGUUGGGAGUGAAGCAUGUAGUCACUGGACACAACGCCGACGAUGUUGCGGAGACCGUACUGAUGAAUUUGCUCAGAGGUGACCUCCCCCGUCUAUCGCGAACCACCUCCAUCGUCACAUCAACACCCUCCGCUAUCGCCGAUCCAAAGUCAAACACGAACAUCAAACGUAGCAAGCCUCUCAAGUACGCUUACGAGAAGGAAAUCGUCCUCUACGCGCAUCACAAGAACCUCGACUACUUCAGCACGGAAUGCAUAUACUCGCCCGAAGCCUUCCGCGGUAGCGCCCGCGCUCUCAUCAAGAACCUCGAACGUGUACGACCAAGCGCAAUUCUCGACGUAGUCAGGAGCGGCGAAGACAUGGCCCGCCUUGUACCCGGAAGCGACGAAGGCUGCGGCGGCAUAUGCUCCAGCAACAUCCCAGCCGCAGAGGAGGAAGAGGGCGGAUGCGGGAGCGCAAACGGACGCACCACAGGCGGCGAAAUGGCCACAGUCGAAGCCCAACUCGCGCAGAACGAAACCGCCACGGAGAACGGCCUCGAAGUAGAAAUCACAGCGCGCAACAUCACCGGGAAAGACAAGCCACACGGACAACACAACAGCAACUUCGUCCCUUCAUCCGGCAUCAAAACGGCGAGAAAACACAUCACACCCCGCAAAACAACAAAGCAGGUCAUGGGCCAGUGCAAGAAGUGUGGAUACCUCUCCAGCCAAGACGUCUGCAAGGCAUGCAUGCUGCUCGAAGGCCUCAACAAGAGCAGACCGAAGAACAGCAUCGAAGUGGCGUACGACGGACAGGAAACGCACCAUGCGGGCGUGAAGGGCAUCACGGAAGGCAUGAAGGGUGCGACGAUCGGAGGAGACUGA